Molecule: messenger RNA, 1021 nt
Organism: Lindgomyces ingoldianus
Lineage: Eukaryota; Fungi; Ascomycota; Dothideomycetes; Pleosporales; Lindgomycetaceae
Product: NAD(P)-binding protein
Exons: 5
Coding region: 455-1021 (188 amino acids)
Source: RefSeq, a predicted model, not a curated record
GCCAUAGCCAGCAACUAAAGUCAUAGAUAUGCUUCGGAGAAUCCCUCUAUCCCACAGAACAUUGAACAAAGAUACAAUGAUAACGUUGGUCAGGGAGAAGAUGACAUGCAACUAUCCAGCCUGGGAAACAUCGCAAGAUGAUGGAGAAGAGCACAGAACGCGCACUGCUCCCCAUAUCCUCUUCUGAACUUAUUUCCGUCGCUCUAUUCUAAUUAGCUAGGUCUCUAUGCUCGUACCACGAAGCUCAAUUGCGUCCCUGGCGCGUGCUGUACAACUUUUCUCGCAAAUUUCUUGUGGCGUCAAUCAUCGUCACCAAGCUUCCCUCAUGGCUCCCGCUUCCUACAUAUCGCCUCUGCACCGAUAGGCACGCUCCCAAGCUCUUGUCAUUCCAUGAGAACUCUCGAGAUCGAACAACGCAGUAGCAAGACCAUCUCCUGCAGGACCGUACUACGAAAUGUCCAACAACGCCGAAUUCCAGGUCGGAGAGAUCUUCAAUGUCAAGCGUAAGGUUGCCUUGGUCACGGGCGGUGGCUCUGGGAGGGCUAAGGAGAAGCUUGACCGUGUGGCAGGGAUAUAUGGGAAGGGGAUUGAGGGCCAGAUCAUUCCUAUUGUGGGGGAUGCUUCCUCCAUGGAUGGAGUUAAGAACAUGGUAAAAGGGAUUGAGUCACGUGAGAAGUGCCUAGAGAAUGCAGAGGAGCUGUGGAAGAAUCUCUUCGAUCCUACCUCGGUCGAGGAAUGGACCUCCCUCCAAGCCACCAAUGUCUUGCUUGCGACGGAGAUCGCCAAAGCUGGCCUCAAGAUCCGAAUGAACAGCAUCGCUCCCGGCGUCUUUCCCACCGAGAUGACUACUCAGGAUAGCAAAGAAAACCAGAAGAGCGAAAUCCCAAAGGGGCGCAAAGGAAGCCUUCCAGCCCAGUGCCCGGGGAAAGAUCAAGACAUGGCGGCUGCCAUUCUUUUUGCUGCAAGCUGCCAGUAUCGUAAUGGCCACACUGUCCCUGUUGACGGCGGUUACUUGAUUUAG